Messenger RNA from Eublepharis macularius, 1611 nucleotides. It is a transcript of the gene COQ4, whose product is annotated as coenzyme Q4. Gene Ontology annotation, biological process: ubiquinone biosynthetic process. Bases 101 to 943 code for a protein of 280 amino acids. Gene Ontology annotation, cellular component: mitochondrial inner membrane; mitochondrion. NCBI's taxonomy places the organism in Eukaryota, Metazoa, Chordata, Lepidosauria, Squamata, Eublepharidae. The transcript is spliced from 9 exons. The record is from RefSeq and is a predicted model, not a curated record.
GGUUCGAGGUUCUUUCUCUUUGGGGAAAGUUUUGGCAGGUCUUUCAUUUAUAGGUCACCAUAAGUCUGUCUGUCUCAUCAUACGGUUUUCAAGGAAGAAGAUGGUGUUCUUGCUGACCAGAAGGACUCAGAAAUUCCUGCCUUGUUUAGUAAAUUUAAGAAAGGUUAAUCGUUGCCUCGUCACAGGCAAGAGAUGCCAGCUGUGCCACACUGCCCAAGCAUCAGCUGCUGACAGCCCCAGGGGAGAGGAAACAUCUUAUCCGCUAUAUCCAGGCCACAUCCCGACCAGCCCUCUGCAGAAAGCCCUGCUGGCUGCCGGCUCAGCGUGUAUGGCUCUCUACAAUCCUUACCGGCAUGACAUGGUGGCCGUUCUUGGGGAGACCACGGGCUACCUUGCCCUGCACAACCUCCGGGAGAGGAUGAAGAAAGACCCUGAGGGACAUCGGAUCCUACAAGAGCGGCCUCGGAUACGUCUUUCCACGCUGGAUAUCACUGGCCUUCAGGCACUUCCAGAGGGGACGUUUGGCCGGGAAUAUGUUCGCUUUUUGGAUGACAACAGAGUGUCUCCGGACACGAGGAUGCCUACCAAAUUUGUAGACGACGAGGAACUGGCCUAUGUAGUCCAGCGGUACCGAGAAGUCCAUGAUCUGAUGCACACACUCCUUGGAAUGCCUACCAACAUGCUAGGGGAGGUUACAGUAAAGUGGUUUGAGGCCGUCCAGACUGGCCUGCCUAUGUGUGUUCUGGGAGCACUGUUUGGCCCUGUUCGUCUUAAUGCAAGGAAACUUUACGUCCUGACUACUGAUCUCAUACCAUGGGCUGUACAGAGCGCAAGCAACGCCAGCUGCAUCCUACAUUUCUAUUAUGAGAACCGCUGGGAGCAAACAGUGGAGUCCCUCCGCAACGAAAUCGGGAUCCUGCCACCUCCUGUGAUUUCUGUGUGAAUUCAUGCUGAGGAAAAGGAGUAAAUUCUGGAUACAGCACCCUCCCCAAAACAAUGGAUUGAAUCCUGGCACACAUGAAAUGCUUUGGGUCAGCUAGAGUAUGGAUCAUCCAGCUGAGAGAGACUGAUCAAGAGCUAUUGAUUUGGUAAUUUUUGUAUUAAAAAAGAGAGACUGAAUUCAACCCCAUAAGUGGGUGUUGAAUUAUGCAGACGUCCCGUUUGUACCCCCUCCCCCAGCUGUAGCAGUAAAUCAUGGAGAGAGACAUGUUCUGCAGAGAAUGGAACAUAACAUGCCAUGUAUUGGCUUUAUUUAUUUAUUUAGGAUAUUUCUAUGCCACCUCUUCAGAGUUCUGCUUAGGGCUGCUUACAAUCGAAAACAUCACAAUAUAAAAACAAGCCAUUAAAAGCAUUCCACUGGAGACAAGCAGCAUAAAAACUGUCGUACUACAGACAUCCUAGGAGGGGCAGAAAAACUGUCCCUCUGUGCAAGAAGCUCUCCCUGCCAUGGUUCCUUCUUGUGCAGGAGUAGGGAAGAACAGUCUGUGAAAUAGAUGUUCCCUGAAGAAUGAAGGGACAAGGGAAUCUUCAGGAACUGACCGCCACUGCUACAACAGAGACUUGUUCUGUACCCUGAGGUUUGAAUUCUCUAAUAAAUCCUUCUUGCAAACA